CAUGCGUAUUCGAGUGACAGUCUUUAGUCCGCCAUCUUGUUUUGUGAGUUGGGGAUAGAAGUGUCUUUUAUUUUCGCAAUUAACGAUACAUUACGAGAGUUUGUAGAGUUGAAUUAAUAAAUUUGUUAAACAGUGAUGUUGUGUAGAUGACGAGAUGGCCUGCCUCAACACACUCAAACAGGACAUAAAGACAUUAGAGUCGCUGUUUCCUAAGAAUCACGAAAGGUUUCAAGUUGUAAAUGCAUCUGUGGACGAAUUAACUUGUCGUUUCGUUGGAAGGAACGGAAAGAAGUUCGAAAUACAUGCAAAUAUAACAGAAGCAUAUCCUUCAACCCCUCCUGUGUGGUUUGCAGAUACAGAAGAUCCUUGUAUCACUUCUGCUGUACAAAUAUUAACAAACACAGUUGGAAGGGAUAAUCUGGUACUACAACAAGUUAAGAUAUUAUUGAAAGAACUUUGCAAAUUUCACAAUUUAAAUGAUCCAAUGGAAAUUGAAAGAUUAGAAUUAUCAUGUGUUUCAGAAGCUGAUGAUGAAUUAGAAGAAAAUUCUGAAGAUGAAGAUGAUGAAGAAGUCGACGACCUUCACAUAGAGAUGGAAGAGGAUACAAAUGCAGCAACUGCUGGGAAUCCCAUAAAUCAAGAAAAAAAUAAAGAUGAAGGUCUGAGUACAGAACAUUCCGCAACCUUAGAGAGGUUGCGUCGAAACCAACGCCAAGAUUACCUCAGAGGUUCCGUUUCCGGCUCCGUACAAGCCACUGAUCGACUAAUGAAAGAGCUUCGAGAAGUGUAUCGGUCAGAAAGCUUCAAGAAAGGUGUAUUUAGUGUUGAAUUAGUUAAUGAUAGUUUAUAUGAAUGGAACGUAAAACUGAUCACAGUGGAUCCAGACAGCCCUCUUCAUAAUGACCUGAUUUUAUUGAAAGAAAAAGAGGGAAAGGACCAUCUUCUUCUCAACAUUCUUUUUAAGGAGACUUAUCCAUUCGAACCGCCCUUCAUUCGUGUGGUACACCCAAUGAUAUCGGGUGGAUAUGUCCUGGGAGGAGGUGCAAUCUGUAUGGAACUGCUGACAAAACAGGGUUGGAGUAGUGCUUACACUGUAGAAGCCAUCAUCUUACAAAUAGCUGCCACACUGGUUAAAGGAAAGGCUCGUAUUCAGUUUGGCGGUAAUAAGGUACACAGAAAGAAUGGGCAGUACAGCCUAGCCAGGGCCCAGCAGUCCUUUAAGUCCUUAGUUCAGAUCCACGAAAAAAACGGUUGGUUCACUCCUCCGAAAGAAGACGGUUGAUCCAGUCGCACCUGUACAGACUCUCUCCAUCCUCCACACCCGUUUUAGCGCUAGCCAUUUUCGUUCUUCCCCUCUUUUGUACCGCGGUCGGAGACACCACCCUUUCUGGCAGCGGACGCGGCCAGAAAGGAAAAGACGCGUAGAUUUGUACGGUCGAGGGGGAAGCCGGGCUUCGAGAGAUAAUAAAGUUCUGGCGUGGAACGGAAGCCUCCCCGAAAACUGUAAUUACGGCGGAGACCGCCCAAUAAAGACGCAUCCUUCGACCUUG
This is a messenger RNA of Centruroides sculpturatus (bark scorpion), 1550 nucleotides long. Its product is annotated as ubiquitin-conjugating enzyme E2 Q2-like. The coding region runs from base 155 to 1282 and encodes 375 amino acids. NCBI's taxonomy places the organism in Eukaryota, Metazoa, Arthropoda, Arachnida, Scorpiones, Buthidae. The transcript is spliced from 11 exons. The record is from RefSeq and is a predicted model, not a curated record.